Molecule: messenger RNA, 550 nt
Organism: Daldinia caldariorum
Lineage: Eukaryota; Fungi; Ascomycota; Sordariomycetes; Xylariales; Hypoxylaceae
Exons: 1
Coding region: 103-381 (92 amino acids)
Source: RefSeq, a predicted model, not a curated record
CGGUAAUGUACAAUACGGGGGUAACUCUCACCUUAUAAUCUAUGAUUUCCAGGCAUCCUUUAUACCUACAUACCUGUAGCUCUAUAUCGGCGUAACCCCGUAAUGACUAGCCUCUUCUUAGCCUUGACCUUAGCCCUGACCCUGAUAUCACUUAUUCCCUUUACCGAGUACAUUACAUACUACGCGGUAGUCAUUAGUGGUACCGUAUGUACGUAUUAUACAUACUCUACCCGAGCCGCUGCCCCAUACCCAUACCCAUAUCUCAUACCCAUAUCUCAUACCCAUACCUGUUACCCAUACAUGUGCUUUCCUGUCUAUACGAUAGCCAUACUCGGGCCAAUUCGCUCAUUAAUUACAAUUACAUACCUACAUCUAAUGUAAGUAAGUGACUAGGUAGGUACGUGCUUUCGUACUUUCCGCGGACGAGAACCAACACCAUGCCGUCGGAGCCGGUAUCUAGGUACCUAAUUUCCAUACCUGUACGUAUUUCUUUACAUACUACCUAGGUAGUAGUAGUAGUAGACUAGUAAGUAGUAGUAGAUGUCGCAAG